Molecule: messenger RNA, 1109 nt
Organism: Opisthorchis viverrini
Lineage: Eukaryota; Metazoa; Platyhelminthes; Trematoda; Opisthorchiida; Opisthorchiidae
Exons: 4
Coding region: 125-916 (263 amino acids)
Source: RefSeq, a predicted model, not a curated record
GUGAUAUGUUACUUGGUUUAACCUGCUGGUUUCCAAUGGAGUUAGCUGAUAAAUCGAGAUCAAUUAGAGGUCACAACUAAGCUGCCAUUUUGGAGUUUUGUCUGUUCAGAUAAAAUCCCACGAGAUGGCACCGGAUGUUGCUCGCUUCAUAAGUUUGUCUUUCCUGGAAAUACACGGUCUCCAGAAUCGGAAGAGAUGUAUGCUUUUACUGUGGGUUUGCGUAUUUAUGCUUUGUGCUGUGUCAUCCGGAUUGCAAUACUAUCCUCCUGGAAGGCGAUGGCGUUCACUAGCCCCCUGUGCUUGGCUCGAACGAGGAGGUAUAUUCGAUAUGCCGAAAUAUCACACUGGUAAAGGACCUUUAAUUCAGCGCCGUCAAACUUGUCAUGGGCGAAUAAAAUGUCCACUGACUUGGCUUCCAACCCAAGAUACGCAGUCAAUUACAUUCAAACUGGUUGGAACAGACGAUAUGCGAGAUUAUGAAUUUCAAGCACACUUCUGUUCUCCCAUCUACGCAUUUCAUCACCGUUAUUGCACGGGUGCGGAGGCCGAAAUCGCUUUUGAGCUUCGCCAAACCGGAACGUGGUUAAUGCUGGACCGUGUCAACUGUCGAUGUCUUGGUGUUGCCGACGUCGAACGAUACGGAUACAGCAAAGGCGUACUUCCAAAAGACAAAGUUUUCCGCGGAAAUUACAUUCAAAUGACUUGCGCGAAACGGCCCACAUGCACUGAAGACCAAUUCUGCUAUGUGGAAACACCAAGCACGAAUGGAUAUAUCUACGGAGGCCAAGUGCCAUGCAUAUGUCCCAAAGAACACUACUGCCCCCUGUAUUUCAUUCGCGAUAAACGAAUUCCCCAGAAGAAUCAAGAAGGGCGAAUAGUCAGUUAUGGGUUGCGGUGCAAGCGUCGAUUAUACUGACUUGCUCUCAGUGGAUAACAGGCAUCGAUUCAUUCUGGAACCCAACGUUUGGCAGUCGUGAUAAUACUGAAUAUCUAGUGUCGACGAUUAUCACUAUUUGUGUUCCCGAUGACUUCAUUUGAAACUCUGACGUCUCCUCCGUACAAGUGUUGUUUAUGACACUUAUGUCCGUCGACAAUAAACCAAGUGAACU